Molecule: messenger RNA, 2716 nt
Organism: Amaranthus tricolor (Joseph's coat)
Lineage: Eukaryota; Viridiplantae; Streptophyta; Magnoliopsida; Caryophyllales; Amaranthaceae
Exons: 10
Coding region: 131-1111 (326 amino acids)
Cellular component (GO): cytoplasm
Molecular function (GO): 5'-nucleotidase activity; magnesium ion binding
Source: RefSeq, a predicted model, not a curated record
AAAUCUACAAACAAAAUAUAGGUGCGAGUCGCGAGUUGUAUGAAGUUUGGGGAAAAUGGGUGUCGAAGGAAGCCAAUCUCUCCACUCUUGAGUUAUAAUCUGCCAUUGGUAUUCAAAAAGAGUGUAUGACAUGAGCUUCCAUGGCCUCCAUUUCAUAACUAGUUCUUCAAUCUGCUGUACCAAUUUCAGCUUCAAUUUGCGGAACUCUAACCUCGCUUCCAGGAUUGUAGUUUGCACCACCCAAAGGAAUUUUUCAAUGGAGGGUAUUAGAAGUGGGGAUAUGGUUGUUGGUGAUUCUGUCUCACUUCAAAACAAAAUCGCUGCUAUUCGUGCCGCGGGUCCUUCCAAGCUUCAGAUAAUUGCUGAUUUUGACUGUACGUUGACAAAGUACAAUAUCAAUGGUCAAAGGGGGCAAACCAGUCAUGCACUUCUACAGCAGGGGAAUGCAGAGUAUGAUAUGAAGAGACAGAAGCUAUAUGAUCAUUAUCAUCCAUUAGAAAUUUGUCCUGCAAUUCCCCUUGAUGAGAAAACAAAGCUUAUGGAAGAGUGGUGGGAGAAGACACAUGGUCUUCUCGUUGAGGGAGGUCUCACAUUGUAUGAUAUAAGAAAAUCUGUUGCUAAUGCCAGAAUGGAAUUUCGAGAUGGUGUAGUUGAACUGUUUGACCUUUUAGAGGAGAAGAAUGUUCCUAUCCUUAUUUUUUCUGCAGGGCUUGCAGACAUCAUAGAGGAGGUACUCAGGCAGAAAAUUCAGAAACCUUAUAGAAACGUCAAAAUUGUAUCAAACCGGAUGGUCUUCGAUGACAAAGGAAACCUCUUAUCUUUUAAAGGUAAAACCAUUCAUGUCUUGAAUAAGAAUGAGCAUUCCCUUGAUAUGGCAGCACCUUUACAUGAUAAAUUGGGAGAAAUGGAUGGGCCUGAUAUUAAUUAUGCUUCUAUGAAAAAGAGAACAAACGUUCUACUUCUUGGAGAUCAUGUUGGAGACUUGGGAAUGUCAGAUGGUCUAAAUUAUGAAACACGAAUAUCAGUGGGCUUUUUGAAUGAUAAGGUUAAUGAGUCUCUGGAGAGUUACGAAAAAGCCUUUGAUGUUGUGUUUUUGGCCAUGAGUGUAUAGCCACAGAAGAAGUACGGUCUACAGCUCAAAGUAUAUUUAUGUGUCUGUGUGCACGAAACUAUGGGGAAGAACUGGACUACUGGAGUAUGAUUUAAUAUCAAGUUUCAAAGCUGAGUGACCUGUCUCUGGAAUCUUUUGCUUACAAUGGAGAUCAAACCUUACAUCUUUCACAUUGGGAAGAGAUGUCAAACUUUAGACUCGUCUCGAUCUCAAUCAUAGUAGUGUAUUGCUUUCUUUAUAAAUUUGGAAAUAUUCUGACCUGAAAUUGGAACCCUUUUGAGGUGGAUAGAUGUUGACGGAUUGAACUCACCAGAAAACUUCAAUUAGGCUGGAAUUUGGGUAUUUUAGCUUGGAUUAGAAAGCUCACCAAUCUCAACCUUGAGGUUGGGGUAUUUUAGAAUCAAAGUCCUUGCGAUUUGGAUGUGAAUUGUGAGCUUUACCAUUAAGCUCUUGCUGCUCGUCAGUGACUGUAUUUAAUGGUUGAAAUUUAGGUUGCUAUGAUUGAACUUAGAAUGUUCAACUUCCUUCAGGAAGUUUCAGUUGUCUUUGGUAAUUACUCCCCUGGGCUUGCUCCAUGGAGCGAAAGUUGCCUUUUCAAAGGACAAAAUAUGUGGGUGGAGCCAUGGUAGCAAGGUAAGUGAGAAGAUAGAGACUGAGUUGGUGGGGAAAUCUGAUGAAAUGAGCAGUGCUGCAAACUUAUAGAGACAAGCAAAAGUAGUACUCAUGGCCGUACUGAGGGCGUAGAACUUAAGGAAGUUCAACAUAUGUGUUUCUCUCGACCAACAACUUCUGACUUCCACAAAAAUAUAUACCUACAUCUCCACAGUCAAUUAUUUAUAAUCAAUCUGAGUACUGUUCUCGAUUCCCACGUGAGUUUACAUCAUAUCAAUUUUGGGGUAUUGUAAUAAAAUUCAGGGCUGAUGGUCUUUACGAUCUAUUGUCAUCAUGAGGUCGAAGAAAUUAUUAGUCUAAGGUAUUUUCUGAACAAAGUGAAAAAACAUCAAAUGUAUCUUCGCGUAACAGAGGUAUUAUGUUAAAGUAUCGAGGGAUGAUUUUUUUCUAGCAAUCUGUAUGUUCCUCUUGUACAAAGCUAUUUGAUUCUCGUGUAUCAGGAACUGAAUUACUGUAUUCUCAUGGCAGAAUGAUGCUCCGAUGCUCGGAGUGGUCGACCUUAUAUCUCAGCUAAUAAAAGAUGGAUAGACGAAGAGCCAGGGAUGCCUUUCACUUCAAUUACUUCAGUCCACCAUGUCAAUUGAUCUUGCAUAUUGAAGAUUCAACCUCGAUAGAAAUUUUAUUUCGUAGGUAUUAUUAUUAGCAUUUUCAUAUUGUUUAUGAUUGAUCGAGCCAGCACACUAUGUUGGUCCUUUUUCUUUUAACUUUGUUUUUUCAAUCUAUCAUAUUGAGAUCGUUGUAAGCACAAAUUUGUCUACAUAAGAGCAAUCUCGGUUUUUAUGUUUUCUUGUUCACUUGAUCACCUCGGGUAUUAAAUAGGGGAGUCUACGUUUCCUUCAUGGUGAUACUUUUUGUAACAUGGAUUUACUUAAGCUACUUGUGCUCUUUAUUGUGACAUAUAAGGAAUCAUAUCAGAGUUCUUCUGCAGUAUUA